AUGUGGAACCAUUUAACUGCUUUAUAUGCAGCUCUAUGCGCCAACAACAAGGGGGAAGAGAUAAAAAAGACAGUGGAGAUCAAUAUUGAUAAAUGCUUGGACGUGGUUGCCACUUUGGAGGAAGGGGGUACUGGCGAGGCCUUUAUGGCUGAUUUUGAAGUCUCUGAAGGCUUAUAUUCACGGGCUCGCAUUGAGGAUAACGAUUCAGUUUGUUCAUGGCUGGGAGAAAAUCUCAUGUUGGAAUAUUCAUGUGAAGAGGCCACUUCGCUACUGAAAAAGAAUUCGGAAAACGCUAAAGCAAGCCUGAAAGUUCUUAUAGCUGAUUUGCAGUUCUUGGGAGAUCAUUGA
This is a messenger RNA of Hibiscus syriacus, 348 nucleotides long. Its product is annotated as probable prefoldin subunit 3. Gene Ontology annotation, molecular function: tubulin binding. NCBI's taxonomy places the organism in Eukaryota, Viridiplantae, Streptophyta, Magnoliopsida, Malvales, Malvaceae. The transcript has 2 exons. The record is from RefSeq and is a predicted model, not a curated record. Bases 1 to 348 code for a protein of 115 amino acids. Gene Ontology annotation, cellular component: cytoplasm; prefoldin complex. Gene Ontology annotation, biological process: protein folding; microtubule-based process; tubulin complex assembly.